Mercenaria mercenaria is the source of this 564-nucleotide messenger RNA. RefSeq lists its product as uncharacterized. The transcript has 3 exons. The record is from RefSeq and is a predicted model, not a curated record. Bases 1 to 564 code for a protein of 187 amino acids. Lineage: Eukaryota; Metazoa; Mollusca; Bivalvia; Venerida; Veneridae.
AUGGAACAUUUUGAAUCGUUAGCACUUUCAACAGCACCACACCCUCCGGGUUGGUGGUUCCGCUAUGUGGACGACACUUAUAUCAAGCAAAUGAGGCAGUAUGUUGAUGAAUUUACAGAUCACAUCAACAGUAUUGACCCGGAUAUUAAGUUCACCAUAGAGAAGGGAGACAACGGGAGUUUGGCCUUUCUAGACACGAACACUAUAAGACUCAGUGAUGGUCAUUUAAAGACAAUAAAAAGUCCCGGAGCCAUGUUACAAUUACAAGAAACAGAAACUGCCAAACAUCCACUGCAAUGUCCUGCAAACCUGAAUCACAGUAAUGCAGACUUAAGAGAAAAGUUGUUCCACUCGAUGUACAUUAUCAAGGCUACUGCCCAUCGCCUCAGUCUCCGCAAGACUCCAAUUACGGCAUACGAACAGCCGCUGUAUGCAAUCGCUAAACAGAUAAAGCGAAAUAGGCCGAUAACAUAUGAUGAGAAUAAGGUUUUGAUCACACCGGGUGGAUUGUUUUAUAACAAUAACAGCAUGGAAGCCUAUUUGGGACCUGCUAGACAAAUGUAG